AAGAUAAGAUCAGCUUCAACAAAAACAGUCUUCAAAUGUCCAUCCAAGAUGAAAAUGAAAUAAAAUCAAUCCAAGCUGAAUGGGAUCAGAAAAAGCCCAAAGCUCAUGUUACAGGCUGUAACUGCAAUGCCAGUAAAGAAGGAAAGAUGUUCUGGGAGUCUGUGAAUGGAGAUGCCUUCACACAUGCGAUAGACUACAAAGAUGGUUCCUUGGUCAUCAAGACUGAAGGCUAUUACUUCAUUUACUCAAAAAUCUUUAAUGGUCAAAUGGAUUGUAAAACCUCAGCCAAAGGAACUUUUAAGCACAGUGUUUACAAGUCAACACAGUGGUUUCCUGGAGACCUGGAGCUCAUGAGCUCCAAGAGGUACCACUGCAGAAAUGAUAAAGAAGACAUGUUAGACAUUAGCUUUCUGGGAGGAAUCUAUCAUCUCAAAGAAGGGGACCAGAUUUUUGUGAAUGAAAAAAGUGAAUGAAAAAAUUGUUAUCCGGCUGCAAUCUACCUCUCAAAACUUCUUUGGAGCUUUUCUGAUAUAAUAUUGUGCCUCCUUAUUCAUGCC
Messenger RNA from Lepisosteus oculatus (spotted gar), 557 nucleotides. Its product is annotated as tumor necrosis factor ligand superfamily member 14-like. Lineage: Eukaryota; Metazoa; Chordata; Actinopteri; Semionotiformes; Lepisosteidae. Gene Ontology annotation, molecular function: tumor necrosis factor receptor binding. The record is from RefSeq and is a predicted model, not a curated record. Gene Ontology annotation, cellular component: membrane. Gene Ontology annotation, biological process: immune response.